This is a messenger RNA of Prunus armeniaca (apricot), 261 nucleotides long. Lineage: Eukaryota; Viridiplantae; Streptophyta; Magnoliopsida; Rosales; Rosaceae. The record is from the annotation of a GenBank genome assembly.
AUGGACAUGUGGCUGUGCAAGCAGGCCAUUAUGGUUGCUGAACGUGCCAAGAAAGCCUAUGAAGACAGUUGCGUCAAGGUCGCCGAUGCUGGCAAGGUUCUUCAGGACCAUGCCAACCUAGUCAAGGACAAGGAGGCUCUCGAACGGAAAGUUAAAGCUUCCGAGGCCAAACUGUCCGAGAUGAUGGCAACCUUGGAUGCUGUUAUCCAAGCUGCCAAGGAUGCCAAGGAGAUUGAGGGGGCCAUGGAUGCGGUAAGUUAA